Cuscuta epithymum is the source of this 951-nucleotide messenger RNA. The record is from the annotation of a GenBank genome assembly. NCBI's taxonomy places the organism in Eukaryota, Viridiplantae, Streptophyta, Magnoliopsida, Solanales, Convolvulaceae.
UGCAACCUGUCUUUACUUAAAGCCAGACCAAUCAAGCGAGCAAGUAAGAACUCAUUAAGUAAUCAUGGAGGAUCUGAAGAAAACAAUCGAAGAGAUCUUCAAUGGCGUGAACCUGAGAGUGAGUAAGGUGGAGGUAGAGAUGAGCGCGAAGAUCGAAGCCAUGGAAGCCAAACUCGAGCAAGCCACCGAGAGAAUGAACGACGCGAUGCUGCGCCACACAUUCCCCGACGAGAUCCGCGAAUCCUUUCCCCGCUUCAACGGAUCGGAUCCGAGAGGCUGGAUCAUCAAGUGUUUGAGGUUCUUCCGGACCAGCCCCCGCUUCACCGAGCAGCAGAAGACGGUGUACGCUUCCCAGCAUCUCGAGGGCCAAGCCGAGAUCUGGUUCCAGAACUUCGCGAAGGAGGACGAGGAGGUCAUGGAAUGGAAGGGCUUCGUGAGGGCCGUUCUGAGGAGGUUCGACGAGCGAGACUUGUUUCAGGAUUUCAAGGAUCUGAAACAGACUUCAUCUCUGAGGAGAUACAUUGAUGAAUUUGAAGCGAUAGUUCCUCUGGCGUUGAUCAUACUUGACGGAUCUAGAGAGAAAUUUCUUCUGGAGUGCUUCAUCUGUGGCCUGAGAGAAGAGUUUAGGGCCAAAGUGAGAAUGGUGGAACCUUCUGACUUUCAGGAAGCAGCCAGGGUUGCUCUGCUUCAAGAGAAAACCAGCCUGGCAAUAAUGGCGGAGUGAGAGCGAGCUGAGCAUUGAAUAAUUGUGGCGGGAAUCAAUGAACAUUUUAAACCGCCUCUUUUCAUCCCUUUCUUUGACCUUUCUUUGAGCAAGUGUUUGGUACAUAUUGGUGACCAAAGAUGUAUCAAAUCAUAGUAUCAUAUAAUCAUGAAUAAAUUAAAUUUCCUCAUUUCCUUAAUAUGACAUGAUACAAAGAUUAAGAAUUAGACCAAAUAUUAUAACAAUUA